CUGCAUUCGAAUGCGUGAUGCAAAUCAAGGGGGAUCAGUGAUCAACAUUUCAUCCAUUACUGGCCUUAAUCGUGGGCAAUCACCAGGGGCUGUUGCCUAUGCUUCUGCAAAGGCAGGUGUAAACACCAUGACAAGGAUCAUGGCUUUGGAAUUGGGGGUGCAUAAAAUCAGAGUGAAUUCAAUAUCACCUGGAAUUUUCAAAUCGGAGAUCACAAAUGCUCUUAUGCAGAAAGACUGGUUGAGAAAUGUGGUUUUGAGGACUGUCCCUUUAAGAACGUCUGGCACCACUGAUCCAGCAUUAACCUCGCUUGUCCGAUACCUAAUCCAUGAUUCUUCUGCAUAUGUGUCUGGCAACAUUUUCAUUGUUGAUGGUGGGACCACAUUGCCUGGCAUACCAAUUUUUUCUUCUCUUUAAACAUAUGUGUUGCACAAUUGUAACUGUUCAAGUAAAAAUUAAGUGUCAUGUUAACAGUUCUCGAAUAGUGUUUUGUGAAGUUCUUUGUAUGAAACCUGUAUUUUGAUCUUUUUAGUAUCAGUUGAAUGCAUCUUAUCCGUACGAUUCAGGCAACUUGCUGGUUGCUAUAAUGUGCCUGCAUUGCCUGGUGCCUAUGAGGCUUGGGUCUUUUGUUUAAAGGUGGGAUGAUGGGGUAUUGGAGAAGAGGUCUACUUGUGGAUGAGAUGGGAAUUGUAUCUUUUUUUUUCAUCAUGUAAGACUGAAUGGAUUCCUUUGAAAUUAACAACUUAACAAUGG
Rubroshorea leprosula is the source of this 751-nucleotide messenger RNA. The record is from the annotation of a GenBank genome assembly. NCBI's taxonomy places the organism in Eukaryota, Viridiplantae, Streptophyta, Magnoliopsida, Malvales, Dipterocarpaceae.